AUGUCUCCCGUGUGGCUCCGAGAGUUCAAUUCCAGCAAGUGUAUGGUAAUAGGUUACAAGCCCUACAUCACAGGUUACAAGCCCUACAUCACAGGUUACAAGCCCUACAUCACAGGUUACAAGCCCUACAUCACAGGUUACAAGCCCUACAUCACAGGUUACAAGCCCUACAACACAGGUUACAAGCCCUACAUCACAGGUUACAAGCCCUACAACACAGGUUACAAGCCCUACAUCACAGGUUACAAGCCCUACAACACAGGUUACAAGCCCUACGUCACAGGUUACAAGCCCUACAACACAGGUUACAAGCCCCACAAAGGCUACAAGCUCCAGAAAGGUUACAAGCCCCACAAAGGCUACAAGCUCCACAAAGGUUACAAGACCCUCAAAGGCUACAAGCCCCACAAAGGCUACAAGCCACACAAAGGCUACAAGCUCCACAAAGGCUACAAGCCCCACAAAGGCUACAAGCCACACAAAGGCUACAAGCCACACAAAGGCUACGAGCUCCACAAAGGUUACAAGCUCCACAAAGGCUACAAGCCCCACAAAGGCUACAAGCCCCACAAAGGCUACAAGCCCCACAAAGGCUACAAGCCUUACUGUGGGCUCCGAACACAAGUUACGAGCCCAUAA
Molecule: messenger RNA, 639 nt
Organism: Procambarus clarkii (red swamp crayfish)
Lineage: Eukaryota; Metazoa; Arthropoda; Malacostraca; Decapoda; Cambaridae
Product: zinc finger protein 737-like
Source: RefSeq, a predicted model, not a curated record